This is a messenger RNA of Apis florea (little honeybee), 3959 nucleotides long. RefSeq names its product amyloid-beta-like protein (gene Appl). Gene Ontology annotation, biological process: axonogenesis; central nervous system development. Gene Ontology annotation, molecular function: transition metal ion binding; heparin binding. The record is from RefSeq and is a predicted model, not a curated record. Gene Ontology annotation, cellular component: neuronal cell body; neuron projection; membrane. Lineage: Eukaryota; Metazoa; Arthropoda; Insecta; Hymenoptera; Apidae.
AUGAAGGGGAUGCUGGUGCCCGCACUGCUGGGCGUCUUGAUGGUCUGCCGGGUUCAAAAGCAGAACUCAGGUAGAACUCAAUCAAAACAUUUAGAUUUCAAAUCAAAACUUGCAUAUAACUCUAUACUCAAUAUACAAGUAUUAUGUAUACAUCUAUAUCUCAAUACGUAUGAUUUCAAUUUCGAUACUACAACCAGUCGAUUAUCAACAACGGUUUCAACCACGGAAAAACCGAAACAAGACGUAACUGCAAUGCCAUUGCCAGUUAGCACGAGCACACAACAAUCUUCGCAGUCACAGAGCACACCGGAUCCAUAUCUAACUCAUUUCGAUCCUCGUUCCGAGCACCAGAGCUACAAGCAAGCACAAAUGAGGCUCGAAGAGGUGCACAAGGAGAAAGUAACAAAAGUGAUGAAGGACUGGAGUGAUCUCGAGGAAAAGUAUCAGGAUAUUCGUGCCCACGACCCAGUUGCUGCUGAUGCUUUCAAACGAUGGAUGACCGCGCGAUUCCAGGAAACUGUUGCUGCUCUAGAAGAGAGCGGUGCCGCGGAGAAGCAUCAGUUAAGCGCUAUGCAUCAGCAAAGAGUACAAGAAGCUGUUAAACAAAGGAACGAAGAAGCGAUGUCAUGUUAUACAGCUGCUUUGAACGAGACACCACCAAAUAUGCAUCGCAUUCAAAAAUGUCUCCAGAAGUUGCUUCGUGCUCUUCACAAAGAUAGGCAUCAUACUAUUGCUCAUUACAAACAUCUGCUGGACAGCAGUUUGGAACAAGCUCAACGCGAAAAGCCAGCAACCUUGGAGCACUUGGCGGAAAUCGAUAGAAUCACCAAUCAGAGCCUGUUGAUGUUAGAACGGUAUCCUGAUUUAAGCGCAAAAAUUGGCCGCCUUAUGGAUGAUUACGUUUUGGCCCUCAGGAGCAAAGAUGAGACUCCUGGACUGCUGUUAGCGAUGACACGAGAAGCGGAAGCAGCCAUUUUAGAUAAAUAUCAGGCCGAUGUUACCAGUAAGCAACAAGAAAAAGAACAUCAAAAACAACUGGAACGAGCACGCAAGGAGCAACGCAAAGCUGAACGUGGUGAAUUACGUACAGAACAGGCACAACAAGAAGAAAGCGAUUCGAUAAAUGAUAACAAAGAUAUUCAACAACAACCAGAGCAACCGGCAGCUAUGCACAGCGAAGGACUUGUUAGGGCAGCUCAUAGUUUGACACAUGACAUUUCCCAUUCUGAACCGGGUUACUCUGUAAGAAGGGAGAUGUAUCACAGAGAAAGUCGAUCCGUCUACUUUACACUUGCAUUUGCUGGAAUUGCACUUAUGGCUGCAGCAGUAGUAGGUGUAGCAGUGUUCAAAAGACGCAGUGCAAGAAGCCCUCAUAGUCAGGGAUUUAUUGAAGUUGACCAAGCGGCCACACCAGAGGAGCGGCAUGUUGCAAACAUGCAAAUCAAUGGAUAUGAAAAUCCUACAUAUAAAUAUUUCGAGAUCAAAGAAUAAUUUAAUCACCUCGGUCUACAAGAGAUUUUAUUUGAAAUUGAUCUUUAAUUGUCCGUUCUCGCGUAUGUUCUUCAAGAAUCUCAUAGUAUUUUGUUAGUGUAAGAUACCUUUCAGGUUCGAGGUUCUUCCGAAGAUUCCGAAAAUAUAUAAAAUCUAUGUCUUAGUGAUAUAUGGAAUAAAAUCUGUCCAUAGACGAAUAGGUAUUGCGAUACGAUAUCAUUAUGUGUCACGUCUCUUUAUAAUAACUCGCGACGUUAUACGAAACAUAACGAUUUAUGAUAUAUGUAUAAAGCAAUUUUCAUAUAACAUCUAGUAGAUAGAAAUGUUAUGAGUCGAUUCGUAUACUCGUAUCAGAAUUAUCUACAAGACAAUUCGAAAGGGAAACAACAUGCCAAUGUGCCAUAUGGGAAGGGCGUAAUGUUGUCUUCGGAAGUAUCUCAUACACGUUGUUUUCGUUUGUCAUACAUGUUAUUAACAAAAUAAAUAAACACAGGAAGGAGCGCUCAUAAUGAUAAACAAAUUUAAAGGAAAAAAAGAAAAAAACAAAAAAAGAAUCAUCACUCAUUAAUGUUAUACGCGAUAUCCUUCAAUUAGAAGGCUGUGGACUAUGAUCAAUUACGGACAUUGUUUUUUCAGCAAUAGGAAAUGCGUGUGCGUUAGAAGAAACGUAUCUCGUGAUGACGCAUUCAUAAUAUGCGUGCUGUUGCGCUCUUUGCUGUAUAUUUCUAAGUUCUGAUAUUUUUCGAGAUAGUAAAUGGCAAUAAAAGUAAAUGCAGCUUAAAUAAUACAAUGAAAAUAAGAAGAAAUGUUAGCAGCGGUAGCAGCUUACACAGCAUAAAAAUAUAAUCCGAAUUAAAAAAAAAAAAAAAAAAAAAAAAUGAUAAGCAUAUUACAUAGCACUAUGCAAAAGUAUAUGCUCGAUACGAUACUCUUAAAAUAUCAGAACAGCGAUCAAUGCACGUUCACCUUCGUGAUUGCAGCUGUUUUUUCAUCUCCGUUCGAUUCCCACUGCCUGAUUUUUUCAGCGACCUUUUCAGUACUUAACGUCUACUUAGAUUAUACAACUUUAUACUUAUAAGAAAUUGAAUCAUGAAUCACGUAUCUAAAGUUAUUAUGAGAAGCAAGAUAUUUUAUCAUUCCAUAACAAAUGUCCACUAUCUUAUCGAGGUGCUGCCUGAAUGUAUGCACGGAAAAUAUUCGGUAGCUUUGUUCGAUUCGGCCGAGUUAUCGUCGUGUUUCUCAGUGAAAACGGACGAAUCGAAAGAAUCACGUCGAGGUUGCCGAAUAAGAGGAACAGUUCAACACAGGAGUUUUUUUGAGUGGCAUUAGUACCUCAGAUUUAGGUCGAAUAAGUGGCGAAUGUUAAAAGCAAGCGUGUUUCUGUCUUUUUUUUUAUUUCACCAAUUUUUUUCUUUUUUUUCUCUCAAAAGAUGGUUCAUACAAUAACUAUCUUAGGAUUAUUAAUUAUAUAUGAUGACGAUAAUAUAUUACACGUUUAAUGCUUAUAUAUUUGUAUAUGGUCAAAAGAUAGUAGGCUGCGCUUUAGCCAGGGUCGCGUGGGAAAGCAUAGCUUUCGUUUGUUUUAAUAAAUAUUGCACGUUUUUUUAUUUAUAUUAUAUUUCUUUGUAUCGAUAAAUUAAUUAUAUUAAUAUAUAUAUAUAUAUAUAUGUUAUAUCAUAUUAAUAUGAUAUAUAUAUAUACAUACAUCAUUUGAUAAGUGUUAUAUAUAAUUAUAACAAGGAGUAAUAUUAAUAAUUUUAGUUGCGCAAGUGUUAUUAUGUUAUUAAUGAUGGUUUAAAAUGCUUUUAUUUAGAUACUAUUUAUAUCAAAGAAUUAUAUUUUCCUUCUCACUUUCUUUUUAUUACAAUAAAAUCAUUUGUUUUAUUAUGUUAAUUUUGCUAAAAUAAAUUAAACGAAUGCGCAAACCGAGGACAUUGAACAAUAAUCCUUGGAUUCCUAAGCGCACGUGAAGCAGCUGCCUUCCUAUUUAGCGAACAUAGUAGAUGUCUCACGCAACUCCGGUGGAAGAACGAGCCAACGAAAAAAGUAUAUACACAGGCACACACAUUCGCGCAUCGCUGAGUGUUAAAAAUAUUAUUUUAGAUAUAUUAAAAUGAUAGCAAUUAACCAUAUGUCUAUGGAGAUACAACAAAAGCAUAGCAUCAAUGCGUUAAUAAUAAUAUAAAUAUCUAUAUAUAUAUAUAAAUAUAUAUGUUCAUGUGUGUAUGUGUGUGUGUGUGUGUGUAAUAUAUGAACAGUAUAUAUACAUAGAUAUAUAUAUAUAUACAUAUGCAUAUACAUGUACACCUAUCAAAUUAACUAUACAUUAUGUACCUAUAGCAUAUAGUCGUUAAAUGAGAAGAAAAAAAAAAAAAACAUUGACACGUCGCGUAAUAAAAAAAAUUUGACUUGAUACGGAUUCACAGAUGUUGAUGAAGAAAACAUGUUGUUGUCUCUAAAAAGAAAAA